This is a messenger RNA of Microsporum canis CBS 113480, 4506 nucleotides long. RefSeq names its product UDP-glucose:glycoprotein glucosyltransferase. Lineage: Eukaryota; Fungi; Ascomycota; Eurotiomycetes; Onygenales; Arthrodermataceae. The record is from RefSeq and is a predicted model, not a curated record. The coding region runs from base 1 to 4506 and encodes 1501 amino acids. The transcript has 5 exons. Gene Ontology annotation, molecular function: UDP-glucose:glycoprotein glucosyltransferase activity. Gene Ontology annotation, cellular component: endoplasmic reticulum.
AUGUCGUUUACGAAACCAUGGCCUCUCCGGCCAUUGAAUCUAUUCCUAGCUAGUCUUGUGCUUUUUCCCAAUGUAUCUCAAGCCAGCUCGUCGGUCAACGUGGCCUUGAGUGCUUCGUUCCAUUCGGCUCCAUACCUAAUGGAACUCUUGGAGACAGCGGCUGAAGAGAAUUCGACGUCCUAUUUCCCCCUCCUCGACCGCAUAGCUGACGGUAGAUUUGCGGAUGCCACGACGGAGAAAGACCUCUACGAACAGUUCAUCCAGGUGCUUAGCGAAGAUGGCCAUGUUACGGACCCAGUUGCCUUGUCGUCGUUUAAAUUUGCGCUGUCAAUUCGGUCUACUGCGCCUCGAAUCCAGGCACACUACCAGUACUAUAACUCCUCGGUUGAAAAUUCGUUGAUGGCGGCGCAGGAUGCGGUGUGUCAGGUUUGGGCUCAUUAUGACGGAUCUCAAUAUUGCUCGCCUACUUUAGAGCAUGCCCAGCAGCCUUUAAUUGCUGGAAGGGACGAGUCACUUGAGAAGUUGCUGCCUUUUGAUCGUGUGCUUGCUGUUUCAAACGGUGAUGAAGAAGAGAGCCAGCAAUCAUUAGUUUUAUACGCAGACAUUACUUCGCCUUUAUUCGGCGAGUUUCACAAGGCAGUCAGCAAGAGAGCCAGAGAUGGUGAGAUCUCGUACAGGGUCCGUUAUCGACCUUCAACGACCGCUUCUGGCCCAGCAAAACCACUCUUCGUUAGUGGAUAUGGUGUAGAGCUUUCUCUAAAGCGUACCGAUUACAUCAUGAUCGAUGACCGCACUGAAGAAAAAGGAGACUCUAAACAGAGUGCCCCAGACACGAAGCCAACAUUGGCCGCUGACGGUCUAGCUGAAAGCCCUACCGCUGACUUGGAACCCCUCUCGUCAUCCGAAGUGUCAAGCCUUGGAUUGAAUGCAGCUAGCUUUGUCAUGAAUAGUGAUGACCCAUUUGAUACUCUGGUCAAGUUAUCAGAUGAUUUCCCUAGGCACUCAAAGACAAUCGCUGCCUUCAAUGCUACCUCGGAGUUUCUCACUGAAUAUCGAGAAAACAGAGGAGAGGGACUACAGCCUGGUAUAAACAGCAUGUGGAUUAAUGGAGUACAGAUGUCUCCUCGAAAUAUUGAUGCUUUUUCACUUUUGGCCCAUUUAAGACAAGAGCGAAAACUCAUGAACUCACUCAAUGAGCUUGGGUUAUCAGCGCAAGAAGCCGUCAAACUCCUGUCUAAUCCUGUCAUUUCAAAGGCUCAGACUGUGCAAGGAAGUCAGCGGUUUGACUAUCGUGAUGACAUUGAAGGAGGGGGCGUUAUAAUCUGGUUGAAUGAUUUAGAAAAGGAUCCACGUUAUGAAGAGUGGUCAGACGAGGUCACCACGCUCCUGCAACCUACAUAUCCGGGCCAGUUCCAUGAACUCCGCCGUGAAGUUCAUAACGUCGUGUUACCGUUAGACUUGGCUAAUAAAGAAGAUAUUACACUGUUUGUCGAGGAGAUACAAGCGUUUGUCUUGAAUAAGGUCCCCAUUAGGUUUGGGUUGGUUCCACUGCAGCGCAGCGAGCUUUCUAGGGAGCAAGCGAAGAUUGCCUACUAUCUGCAGGAUGCUUAUGGAUUAGAAGCUGUUUUCAGCUACUUUACUGAGAUAUACUCAGCUCAGAAAUUCGCUUUACCAAGCAAAGCUGAUUUCGAGACGGCUAUAAAAGGCAGAGUGUUGAAUGAUGAUCGAUCCGCAAUUUUGUUCGAAGACGUUGUGAAGUCCACCGAGUUGGAUGCUGUCAUUUCGAAAUCAAAAGACUACCUCAAACGGCUGGCUGCUGAUGGGGAGAAUCCGCCUAUGUUUGCCAAUGCCAUCCCUCUUGAACGGGGGGAAAAUUGGAUCCACUUCCUGAUUGACAGGCUUUUCAAAGAUGUGCAGGGUAUGCAGCGACGUAUUUACGAAGGCGCCUACAAGGAGGAUGUGUGGCUUCCUAGCUUUUACUUGGAAGAUGCAUCUCCAAAGUGCAACCCAAUGAUUGUCCCUGAGGACGCAAGCGACAUAACAGUGAAGAGUAUUAACGAUGCUUAUACUAAACAUACGGAUGCAUUUAAUAAAAUUCCUCGGAUACCUGGGAAAAGCGGUUCUACCAUUGAAAAAUGGGCUCAACUCGCACUUGCCAUUGAUCUAGACAAUGAACACGGCGCAAAGCAAUUGGCUAACGCAGUUGAAUUCCACAAAGCUAACCCUGAGGUGGAGAUCUUGAUACUGCAUAAGCCCACCUCGCCAGCUAAGAAGGGUAGUCUGUCCAUUGGGCUUCAUAGUCUUCUUGAUGGCGGGCGUGACCUUAAAACCGAUUCUGUCAUUGCUUUGCUUCACAAGGAUGUCGAGAGCAAGAGUACCUCAUCUAACUCUGAGAAGUAUUAUUCAUCCGUCCAGUCAGUGCUUUCAGAGCUAGGAGUUGCUGAAAAUGGCAUGCAUGUUCUCCUGAAUGGGAGACUAAUUGGACCUCUCAACCAGACGACAAUUCUAGAUGUUCAAGACCUGGAAUUGGCACUGCAGUAUGAACGCUCUAGGCGUAUUACUCCUGUAGUAAAGGCCCUUGGAUCACUCCAAGCGACAGAUAAAAUUCGUGAUCACUCAGCAUUUGCAAGAUUGACAUCUAUGGUCGCGCUUUCGACAAUUUCGGAUAUCCCACAAGGAACUUUCCAAAGCGGCCCAAUGAUCCGCACUGGUAUUUUCAAUGACUGGGCUAGUGAGCAUUCGGCUAUCACUAUUUCAAACACAGAGACGCCGUUGAUUCAAAUUGUUGCGACUGUGGAUCCUGCAACAGAAGUUGCUCAACGAUGGAUUCCCAUCCUGAAAGUCUUGUCCAAUCUCAGCAGUGUUUCUUUGAAGAUAUAUCUGACCCCUCUAGAGAGCAUAAAGGAACUGCCCGUGAAGAGGUUUUACAGACACAUUCUUGAGGCUGCGCCAUCCUUUCACGAUGAUGGCUCACUACGACAACCAAGAGCAUCUUUCCAUGGAGUUCCUCAGGAAGCGUUAUUGAAUCUCGGAAUGGAUGUACCUCCUUCCUGGCUCGUGGCUCCCAAGGACUCGGUUCAUGAUCUAGAUAACAUAAAGCUCAGCUCCCUAAAAGAAGGUACCAAUGUUGAUGCUAUAUAUGAGCUUGAGCAUAUCUUGAUUGAAGGGCAUUCCCGCGAUAUGUCUAAUAACAAACCCCCAAGAGGAGUCCAAUUACUCCUGGGUACAGAGAAAGACCCCCAUUUUACUGAUACCAUCAUCAUGGCCAAUCUCGGUUAUUUCCAGUUCAAGGCUCAACCAGGUCACUGGCAGAUAACAUUGAAGCCCGGUAGGAGCGAACAAAUUUUUAAUCUCGAUAGCGUCGGCGGGAUGGGCUAUACCCCCAAGCCUGGAGAUGAUAAUAACGAAGUUUCCUUGCUAUCGUUCCAAGGAAAGACACUGUUCCCUCGCUUGUCCCGCAAGCCGGGUCACGAGUCCGAUGAUGUUCUUGAAGAUGGAGGUAACAAGCCAAGCUCAGCAAAAAACUUCCUUUCUCAGGGACUCAAUUUCGCUUCUGGCAUUUUCUCUGGUGUAGCAAAAACACAAAAGGAGAAGCAUGCAGAUAUAAAUAUCUUUUCUGUCGCCAGCGGCCACUUGUAUGAACGAAUGCUGAACAUUAUGAUGCUCUCUGUCACCAAGCACACGAAACAUUCUGUCAAAUUCUGGUUCAUUGAGCAAUUCCUGUCACCCUCUUUCAAGUCGUUUGUUCCACAUUUAGCUGAAAAAUACGGGUUUUCAUAUGAGAUGGUCACAUACAAAUGGCCACACUGGCUCCGUCCACAGCGUGAAAAACAACGAGAGAUUUGGGGAUACAAGAUCCUCUUUCUCGAUGUUCUUUUCCCCUUGUCUCUAGACAAGGUUAUUUUCGUGGAUGCAGACCAGAUUGUCCGUACGGACAUGUAUGAUCUUGUCUCGCUUGAUCUCGAAGGAGCACCUUAUGGCUUCACACCAAUGUGUGACUCUCGUACCGAGAUCGAAGGGUUCAGAUUCUGGAAUCAAGGAUACUGGAAGCGUUUCUUACGCGGCAAGCCAUACCACAUUUCUGCUCUCUAUGUCGUUGACCUGAACCGGUUCCGUACCAUCGCUGCUGGUGACAGGCUCAGAGGACAAUACCAAUCUUUAUCCGCUGACCCAGCCAGUUUAUCUAACCUUGACCAAGAUUUACCAAACCAUAUGCAGCAUUCCAUUCCAAUCAAGAGUCUUCCCCAGGACUGGCUUUGGUGUGAGACUUGGUGUUCCGACGAGUCACUCAAGACCGCAAAAACAAUCGAUUUGUGUAAUAACCCACAGACCAAAGAGCCAAAGCUUGACAGGGCAAGAAGACAAGUGCCAGAAUGGACUGUGUAUGAUGAAGAGAUUGCGCAGCUAGCAAAGACGGUUGGCGCCCAAGACUCCGAAGCGGAUCAUACAAGUCAUGACGAAACUGAAGAGCCAGAGCUGGAGGCUACGGAUAAGGAUGAGCUGUGA